Pedinophyceae sp. YPF-701 is the source of this 564-nucleotide messenger RNA. NCBI's taxonomy places the organism in Eukaryota, Viridiplantae, Chlorophyta, Pedinophyceae. The record is from the annotation of a GenBank genome assembly.
AUGUCGAGGCGUCUCCCGACGCACGCGGGGUCGAACGUCAUCGUAUACAUGACAGGCCACGGCGGCAAGGGCUUCAUGAAGUUCCACGACAAGGACAUGCUCCUGUCGGAGGACCUGGGGCUGGCCCUCGACGACAUGCACGCGGCGGGGCGCUACCGCGAGAUGCUGCUGCUCGUCGACACGUGCGAGGCCGCAACCAUGCUGACGGGCGUCCGGGCGCCCGGCAUCACGGCGGUGGCCAGCAGCCUGCGCUCGCAGAGCUCUCACAGCCACAUGCACAACAGCGAAGUGGGCAUCUCCGCGGUAGACGAGUUCGCCUACGGGGUUGGGAAGGCCAUGAAGGAGAUCGACGGCUACCGCAGCUCGAUGACGCUGCGACAGUUCCUGGGGAUCGCGGCGUCGGUCGUGCAGCAGAGCGACAUGUCCGUGGUGCCCCCCGUCGUGGACGGCGUCAGGGAGGAGGGGUACAUUGACGCGCGCACUGCAGCGCACUUCAUGGCGCCGCCCCCGGUGCCCACGUCCGGCGGGGUCGUCGAGACGUACCCCACGGGCCUGCGGUUCUAG